Cololabis saira (Pacific saury) is the source of this 2885-nucleotide messenger RNA. It is a transcript of the gene klhdc2, whose product is annotated as kelch domain containing 2. Bases 104 to 1441 code for a protein of 445 amino acids. The transcript has 14 exons. NCBI's taxonomy places the organism in Eukaryota, Metazoa, Chordata, Actinopteri, Beloniformes, Belonidae. The record is from RefSeq and is a predicted model, not a curated record. Gene Ontology annotation, molecular function: protein binding.
UCCGGUUGUUCUUCCGGGGGAUUGUUUUGAGCUCAUAAAAAACUGGGACUACCAUUUGCUGGAGAAAAAAGAAAAAUUUAAGAGGGAGACAAGAGGGACUGAUAUGGCGGAGAGAAUGGCAGAUAUGCAGGAAGACAUGGAGGAUCUGCCGGCUGAGGAGGACGACUCAGAUCAAGAUGAUGACGAUGACAGAUUGUUUGCUUGGAUGGUAAACGAUGAUAUGGAAGAGGAUGAGGAAGAUGAUGGGGUGGAGGAGGAACAGCCUGUGGACACUGAAGCACCUGAACUGUUUGAGGUGGACGCGCCAGCUGAACGCAGCGGUCACAUAGCAGUAGUCGACAGAAACAUCAUGUACGUGUGGGGCGGAUACAAGAAUGCUCAAAACCAUGGAUUCUUUGACUUGUAUCUGCCAAAAAAUGAGAUCUGGACCUACAACAUGGAGUCAGGAGUCUGGACAAAAUGUGUUGCUGGAGGUGACCUACAAACAUCGAUGUCAGGCAGCUGUGGGGUGUGUGUUAAUGGCGUCCUUUACCUUUUUGGUGGUCACCAUGCCAGGGGAAAUACUAACAGGAUGUAUCGCCUGUUCCUGAGAAGUAACCACCUCAUGUGGGAGGAGAUGAGGGAUCUUAAAGGAGUUCUUCCUUCAUCCAAGGAUAAGCUCGGCUGCUGGGUUCAGAAGAACAAACUGAUAUUCUUCGGGGGUUAUGGCUACGCUCCACAAGGGUCUCAUCGAGGGACUUUUCAAUAUGAUGAAUCAUCUUCUCUCGUGUGGGACAGCCCUGGGCGAGGCUGGAACAACCACAUUCACAUCCUGGACCUGGAGACGUCAACAUGGAGCCAGCCCAUCACCAAGGGGAGCAGCCCGUCACCCAGAGCAGCUCACGCCUGCGCUACAGUGGGAAAUAGAGGUUAUGUGUUCGGUGGAAGAUUUAAGAAUUGCAGACUUAAUGACUUGUACUACAUUGACUUUGAUACUUGGGAGUGGCAUGAAAUGAGCGUUCCCCAGCUCGGUCCUGUGGGCCGAUCCUGGCACUCCUUUACACCCGUGUCAUCAGACCACAUCUUCCUAUUUGGGGGUUUCACCACAGAGCGAGAAACACUAAGUGAUUCUUGGCUGUACUGUGUAAGCAAGAAUGAAUGGAAGCCUUUCAAACACAAUCACACAGAGAGCCCCAGACUGUGGCACACAGCGUGCUCCGGUCCUGACGGAGAGGUGUUUGUGUUUGGAGGUUGUGCCAACAACCUUCUAUCUAAUCUCAGAGCUGCCCACAGCAAUGAGUUACUGGUUUUCAACGUUCAGCCCAAAUCAUUAGUUAGGUUGUGUAUGGAAACCGUUCUGCAGCACAGAGAGCGUUUGUCUUCUUACUGGGACUGCUUGCCCGAACACCUCUUGCAUAGCCUGAAACAAAGGAUGUCCCACGUGAACACGCUGGGGUCUUAGGCUCACGCAGGAGCCCCGUUCCAUGUUCAGAGGGACAGAACUGUGUGUGAGGAGGAGAGGAACGUUUCUCUUACACCGAUAGUCCUUUUUAGAGGAUUAUUUUAGUGGGUGUGGACACCUGCGUUGAAAGAGAAACUAUGAAGUAAAGGUGAACAGCUGUGUAUCUGUAGAUGUGACAGUGUGCUACAUGGAUGUUUUUGUUUUUUUUUGGUCCCCUUUGUUCAGGAAACGCUUCAUUCCAGCACCUCUGAAAAGGAAAGUGCUUAAAGCACACCGCUUACCAACUAUAGUUCACAUCCGGGGCCAUUUACUCCCACAGACUGGCCUUUUCUGUCUAUUUUAGAUUUGCAGGGGCACAGCUCACAAUAAAUGUGGCCAGUAUUGCCCACGUGGUCGCCUGAAACCGUCACAUUAUUAAAUUGUUCAUGUUUUAAAUUACAGCUGCUUCCAGCAGCUGUAUAAUAACAGUGCAGAUGUUUGGGGGAAAUAAGCUGAUUAGCUGCAUACAGUCUUUCCUCAUUGGAGGAAACAAAUGAAAGCUAUGUGGUCUUUGAUCCUGCAUGUGAAAGGCUCUCACACAGAGCUUAAUGUUUUGUGUUCUUGUCCAUCUUACAAGGCCAGUGGAUCUUUCUGUAACGUUUUUAUCGAUGGUCAGUUUGUUUUAAGAAGUUCAAGACAAUUCAGCUAAAGUCCAACACUGCAUGGUUUUUUUUUGGGUUCUCAAAAAUGUAUGACCUGAUUUUCAGGAAUACUUUCAUGAUGUUCAUUCUCUCUAAAAAGCUGAAAUAUGAAAACUUUUUCUUGCCUCAAAUAUAUACGGAAUGAAAACUCUUUGUGUUUCAGUAUGUCAGGAAGACUACUGAGGUGGAAAACGCAAUGAGAAGCAUUAGGAUUUAUUCUGAUUUGCAUAGUUUUCCUCAUCUUAAGAUGUCAACAUUGUCUUAAUACUGUGGUGAAAACGUCAAGUGUGAAGAGGUUUUGCUUUGACUGCUGUUUUUGUUGUUUUAGAUCCCUGUAAAUGCAAAAUGUCAUUAAUCUUUGGUGUGAUCUUAGCUAAUAUGCUUAAAUUCUCACAGACCUUAAACUAGUGUUUUUAUGCUUUUUCAGACCAUCUACUCUGGAGCUACAGGGCUGUUAACUUUUUUUUUUGUAUAUACUUAUUUAUAUGUUUGUGAGGAAGUGUGCAAGUUCUGUGCUCUCAAAGCUUUCCAGGUAGGCAGUCGUCUCCUGUAGCGCUGUAAUUUAAUCAGUUAAUACCCAGCAAGUGUAUUGUGGAUGAUCACCCUCAUUGCACUGAAAUGCCUCGUGUCAGGGGGGCUUUGUUUGUACUUGCUUGGUUUGCACAAUGUUACCUUUUUCUUUUUUUUUCUUCUUUUAUUUUUUGUUAAAUUGUAGGAUUUGUUGCAAUUCCUACUUUGUACUCAAAAAUAAAACACUUCAAAAA